UUUUCAAACGUUUCAAAUGAAAAUAGACACUUUCGAUAGUGACUGCAUAAUGCUGUAUGACGAAUACAAUAUUUCCGUUGAGAGUUAUUUCAUAAUCGAACCAGAUAUGAGACUGGAACAUCUAGCAGAACCCCUAACACAUGGAUGCAAGUACGAAUUUACAUUUUAUGCAGACGCUAUUAACGACACGUGUUAUAAGGAAACGCUGGAUUAUAUAAUAGAAGAUUGCGUCGAUACGGUAUGCCAGUGCGAGAAAGGAUCGCCAUUUGUUUUAAACAGCCUCGAAAACUUCUUGAACAGUAAAUAUUUAAUGACAUUUAACAAGACCGACAGAGAUGUGGCCGUGUCUCUAGAAGGAAUUUUCAAUCAAAUCUGGUAUACUAAAAGCAGCACAAACAAAACCGUAUCACUGGUUCAUCACGAAGACAUAACUUUCGAUAAUGCUAAUAACAUACUAAAGUUUCCCUUGGAUGUAGAAGCAGGUGAAAAAUAUGCGGUUCACGUCGAUCUGUAUCUGGAUCAUUGCAAAUAUCAUUUCCAAAGUGAAAUCGCAGUUCCGGUAAAAGAGACGCACGAAAAAAGAUACCUUUUCUACUCCUUGUUUCUGUUCGUUUUGACUGCUCUUGGAGCUUCUUACUACGUAUACAAGCAAUGGCCGAAACUGUUGUCCAAACUUCAAAGGAUCGCCAUGGUUAGGCGACAGUCCGAAUCGAGAGUUACUUAUUCGCAAGACAGGAUAGCGCCAGUCCCUCUAAUGAAAGAAGUUAUAAAUAUCCAGUACACACCUUUGGAUUUUAUCGACAACGCUCACAAAUUCGACAAAUACGAAAUACCGAAGAACAAGAUCGUCUUGAAGGAGGAGAUUGGCGGAGGCGCGUUCGGGAAGGUCUACAGGGGCGAGGUGUACUCUUUGAACGGAUUCGAAAACAAGCUCACGACCGCUGCUGUAAAAAUGACUGUUGAAAACGCCCCCGAUGAAGAAAUAAACGAUUUUUUGGCCGAAAUCCAGACGAUGAAAAAUAUCGACGCCAACGGAGGACAUUCAAACGUGAUCAAGGUUUUGGCCUGCGUGACCAGAGAGAGGCCGUACAUGAUGGUCAUGGAACUGGCGCCGCAUGGUUCAUUGAAAAAAUACCUGUCGAAUUUGAGGAAGCAGUGGGAAAGCAAGAAAGCGAAUUGUAAUAAGGAUGACCGGCGUUUUUUUCCGGACCAUAUGGUCGUAGAAGAAGUUAUCGCGUCGGAUAGAAUCGUAUCAGUAGACGAUAAGCUCAAAUACAGCAGUUUAUGUUUCGAAGAUUGUACGGGUAGUUCAGGAUCCGGUUCUUAUAUAACCCCGGACGGACCGAGGACUCCGCUAACUCCCAGUACGCCGGGAGUCGCCCAUGGGUCCAGGCCUGGAACGGACCAGCCAAAAGCUACGAAAACUACGAAACCUUCUAAAAGCCAGAAAAGUAUCCGUAUUCCUUUGUGUACUGCUGCGCCAUCUAGCCCGACGUCUGUUACUUCUAGUGGACUACCGUCAGUUACCGAAACUCUCUUGACGCCACUAGAGACCCCACCCGAAGAAGACAUCGACCCGCCACUGGAUAGCGCGGAACUACAAGACUUUGCGCUUCAGAUAGCCAGAGGGAUGGAGUUCUUAGAAAGCAUCCACGUGACCCAUAGAGACUUGGCGGCCCGGAAUAUCCUCAUCAGUCAGAACAAACUCUUGAAAAUAUCAGAUUUCGGCAUGUCUCGGACCGGGGUCUACGUUACCAGUUCGCGUAAGCGUCAGCCGCUGCGCUGGAUGGCACCGGAAGCCAUAGAAAACCGCCGAUACGACAGCAAGACUGACGUGUGGUCGUUUGGAGUGGUGCUGUGGGAAAUCGGCAGCCUGGGCGCCUUUCCAUAUGGAGACCUCAGCAACGACCUCGUUCUGGUCCACAUCAAACAGGGGAAACGUCUGGCAAGGCCAGAAGCAUGUACCGAAAAAGUGUACGGAAUGAUGCAAAACUGUUGGCAUGCGGAUCCCAACGAGCGUCCGCCUUUUAGCGAAAUUGCAAAGAGAUUGGCCGAGACCAGCGAUAAAAUUUAUGUGGAUUUCAAAAAAAUUUCGCCGGACUACGUAUUUCCACCUGUUCAAGAAGCUUUAAAGUCGGUAUAGCGGUCCCCACAUAACAAUUGUACGUUCUUGGUGACGAUCGGAUCUCAAAUACACUUGCCGUCAAAAUUAAUCGUUUAAAAAAUAUAUUUGCAAUCAAAAUUCAUAAAAAUUUCGAGUGGGUUAAUUAAUUUGACCUAGUUUCGUGAAGUGUGAACAAAGUGAAGUGACUUUAAAGUGUAAACGUUGCGUUUUACGAAAGAAAUAAAUUAUAAUUAAUGUCUGUA
Molecule: messenger RNA, 2367 nt
Organism: Cylas formicarius (sweet potato weevil)
Lineage: Eukaryota; Metazoa; Arthropoda; Insecta; Coleoptera; Brentidae
Product: tyrosine-protein kinase receptor torso-like
Exons: 14
Coding region: 17-2143 (708 amino acids)
Biological process (GO): multicellular organism development; positive regulation of kinase activity; protein phosphorylation
Cellular component (GO): signaling receptor complex
Molecular function (GO): transmembrane receptor protein tyrosine kinase activity; ATP binding
Source: RefSeq, a predicted model, not a curated record